This is a messenger RNA of Chenopodium quinoa (quinoa), 1086 nucleotides long. RefSeq lists its product as uncharacterized. NCBI's taxonomy places the organism in Eukaryota, Viridiplantae, Streptophyta, Magnoliopsida, Caryophyllales, Amaranthaceae. The record is from RefSeq and is a predicted model, not a curated record. The transcript has 3 exons. The coding region runs from base 1 to 1086 and encodes 361 amino acids.
AUGCAAAAUGCAGUACUUGUAGCUGUAAACAAUUCAGUACAACAAAAUGAACAUAAACGUCAAAGAAAACGAAGAAUAACUGUGCCGAGAAAUCGUGAAGUAGCUCACGACAAUUUAGUUUCAGAUUAUUUUAGUGACCAACCAUUAUACGAUGAAACCACAUUUCGAAGGUUUCGUAUGCGAAGACCCCUUUUCCUUCGCAUUGUCAACACAUUAAGUGCAACUAAUCAUUACUUCCAACAACACCCAGAUGCUACCAUGCGUCUUGAUGAGUAUCUGAAGCUCGGUGAAAGCACUUCUAGAGAAUGUCUUGCACAGUUUGUCGACGGAGUAAUUGCUCAAUUUGCAAUUGAGUACCUUCGCAAGCCAACAUUGGAAAAUAUCCAACGCCUCCUUAGAGAAGAGGAGGAUAGAGGUUUCCCUGGCAUGUUGGGCAGCAUUGAUUGCAUGCAUCGGGUCUGGAAAAAUUGUCCAGCUGGGUGGAAAGGAAUGUAUCAAGGAAGAUCUAAAACAAUGACUGUUAUUUUAGAAGCGAUUGCUUCCAGGGAUUUAUGGAUUUGCCACGCCUUCUUUGGGACGCUUGGAUCAUGCAACGACAUUAAUGUACUUCAGCGUUCUCCGACAUUCAUAGACGCUAUUGCAGUCCCACAAACCUUAAAGGAUAAAUUGUUCACUACAAGUCAAGAGAGUGCUAGAAAGGAUGUUGAGCGUGCAUUUGGUGUGUUACAAGCUCGGUUUGCAAUAAUUAGGAAGCCUGCUUUGGCAUGGAGUGUAGAGUUGAUGUGGAAAAUCAUGAUGACUUGCAUCAUCAUCCACAACAUGAUAGUUGAAGACAAGCGUGAUACAUAUUUAAACUAUAAAGAUCCACUUGAAUUCGCUCAAGAACAGCCUGAAAAUAUGCCAGGGUCGUCCUCAACCAGAAAUGCAACAACAUUUACCGUAACUCCUAGGCAGUAUGAUCCUGAUAAUUUUAGUAGAUUGACAGCUUCAAGAGGGGAGAUUCGCGAUAGACAAGUUCAUGAGGCAUUAAAGAACGACUUGGUUGAGCAUUUAUGGGCAAGGUCAAAGAGCUCGGUUGAAAAUUAG